Messenger RNA from Ananas comosus (pineapple), 1442 nucleotides. RefSeq names its product probable protein S-acyltransferase 15. Lineage: Eukaryota; Viridiplantae; Streptophyta; Magnoliopsida; Poales; Bromeliaceae. Bases 155 to 958 code for a protein of 267 amino acids. Gene Ontology annotation, molecular function: palmitoyltransferase activity. The transcript has 7 exons. The record is from RefSeq and is a predicted model, not a curated record.
UUACUUCCAAAAAACGGACAACAAAAAUAUAAACAACUAAAUAAAUUAAAAAUGGAAGAGACCUCACGGAAUCUUCGAUCAGCUACCAACACCCUAAUCGAUCUCGACCCCGAACCCUACCCUUCUCCUCCGAGAUCUCCGACGAUCGCCGGAGAUGGGGAAGAAGAAGGCGGGGUUCCUCUCCCUCCCCGUCCUCGCCGUGCUCGCGCUCAUGGCGUUCGAUUACUACGCCACGGUGUUCGUCUUCUUGGAGGAGUGGCUAGGGCUCAAAACCUCCCCCGGCUCGCUCAACGCCAUCGUCUUCACCUGGUUAGCGUCCAUGUGCUUCGUCUCCUUCUUCGUCGCCACGUGCACCGACCCCGGGGGCGUCCCCUCUUCGUUUGCCCCCGAAACCGAAGAUCCCCAAAAGGGUGAGAAGUCCAGAUUCUGUGAUAAGUGCUGUUUGUAUAAGCCUCCUCGGUCACACCACUGCCGGGUCUGCAAAAGGUGUGUGCUAAAAAUGGAUCAUCAUUGCGUGUGGAUCAGUAAUUGUGUGGGAUAUGCGAAUUAUAAGCCCUUCAUCAUUUUUGUUCUAUAUGCAGCCAUAUCAUCAAUAUAUUCUACGGUGAUAUUUAUGUGCGACAUAAUUCAGAGGGAUCAUGAUUUUUCUGGAUUUUCCAUGAAGCUCUUCUAUGUUUUGUCUGGUUGCAUCAUGGUUUUCCUAAGUGUGACUACCAGCUCUCUGCUUUGUUGGCACCUAUACCUCUUAACCCAUAACUUGACAACCAUAGAGUAUCGAGAGGCAGUGAGAGAAAAAUGGCUUGCGAAGAAAAGUGGUCAGAAUUAUCGCCAUAGUUUUGAUCUUGGUGUAUACAACAAUCUCGUAUUGAUCCUGGGACCAAACAUGUUGAUGUGGCUUUGUCCAAUAGCAGUGGGCCAUUUGAGAGAUGGCACUCAAUUCCCGAUCUCGAAUGAUUGAUCAAUAGUCCAUGUUUUAAUGCAUUGACAAAUUCAUGGCUAACAUCUGAAGUGCGCAAAACACACCCUUUAUCUUGAAUGGGAAAGAGUACAUACUAACUAUGCAGCAGUGUUGAAACAUCACCAGGGCAACUUUGCAACGUUUGAAUAUGGUACCGAGUGUUGGUACCGAAGUUUCACUCGCAGUCGGUCUUUUGCGCCAUUACCGUCAUUCUUUUGUGUAAAGUCCGCACAACCCACUUUUCUUUUUCUUGUGCAUUUUUAUUCUACAGAGUGUGUUGAUGAUCAAUUGUGGUUCUUGGUUGGAAAGUAGAAGCUUCUGAAGUGUAACAUAUUCUUUUGUGUUGGGGGGACUAAUCACUUUCUUUCUGGGGCUACAUUUACUUAUAUUGCACAUUUAAAUUAUCAAUACUCCUAAAGCUACUUAGAAAUUGGAUCUAAUUUUACAGGAAUACAAUUAGACAGUUUGAUUAAUGUUUGUUAAA